UGAUAGUAAUGAAAAGUUACGUCUAUCGGAGUGGACAGGGGAUCUGAAUGGGUUAAGUUGUCUCUUUUUGACAUGGAAAGGGUUAAUAAAGCUCAUUUUAAAAGGCAGCUGCACAACACUUUUCAGAUGAUCUAUGAAGGUGAUAAAACCAGUGUAACAUGAUGGUGAUUUAAGAGGAAGUGAAAACAUAACCAGACUAGGAAAUGGGUGUAAUACUCUGUUUUUGACAUAAACUGUUACUCGACAAUGAUAUCACCAGGGGUUCUUAACUGAUACAUAAAAUAUUGGUUUUGACAUUGUGACAUUGGCAUCGAGAGGCUGAGUGAGGAGUAUCAUCUCCCACAAAAACAUUAAACGUCAUGUCUUCACACAUGACAUAUUUAGCAUGCUUGUUUGAGUCUCACACACACACUCUCAGGCUGCAGUCACCGGAGCGUGGCAGGAGGCAGGGGAGUGUACUGAAGCCUCAGCCUACAAGUUUUUUUGGUUAACUAGGAAAAUUAGAAACUGUCAUGCAAAUACAACAUAUGAUGACUGCUGUUGUAUCUCUUCAUCCACUUUCAUCGACCGUUUGCUGAGACUUUCAACAGACUUUCACCCAGCCCUGAAGACAUCAGCUCUUCUCUGAAAAGUGCCCAUGGAUCUCCUGCACACCUACAAGUGGCUAUGGGUGAUAAUAGCAAUUAUUUUUGCAAGUGGGGUGAUCAGUCUCAUCUUCAUCUUCAUCAACAAGUGCAUCUCCAGACAAGGAAAACACAGGAUCACACAGCUUCACAGAAGAUCUUCCAACCUCACUGUCAAGAGCAACAACUACCAGGAGAGAACCCCCAAAGACUUCACCCCAGCUUUACCUCCUCGGACACAGUUUCUCACAGAAGCAGCCCAAAGCUAUGAAAACCUGGCUGAGGACUACGAGGAGUGCACACCAGAAUACGAGCAGGUCAAGGGCGACUGUGAGCAGAGCACGCCUGACUACGAGCAGGACAAGGGCGACUACGUGCAGGGCAUCCCUGACUAUGAGCAGGACAAGGGUGACUACAAGCAGAGUAUGCCCGACUACGAGCAGGACAAGGGUCACUACGAGCAGAGCUUCCCUGACUACGAGCAGGACAAGGGUGACUACGUGCAGAGCAUCCCUGACUAUGAGCAGGACAAGGGCGACUACGAGCAGAGUAUGCCCGACUACGAGCAGGACAAGAGUCACUAUGAGCAGAGCUUCCCUGACUACGAGCAGGACAAGGGCGACUAUGUGCAGGACAUCCCCGACUACGAGCAGGACAAGGUUGACUACAAGCAAAGUAUGCCCGACUACGUGCAGGACAUGGACGAGCAGUCUGACUAUGUGGAGCCGGAGGAUGGGGAAGUACUUCUACCUCCUCCUCCUCCAUUGUUUGAGGAUCCAGAUCCAGUGGCAGGUUACUCCUCGGAGGACUAUGAUGACAUUGGAGGCGAGGAUGAAAACCAGGGAGAGGAGGACUACGACGAUGUGGGUUAAGACGAGGAGAAAACAAGAGAGAUAUUAUUCUGAAGUAAAAGACACUGUUGACUUUACUUAUCUGAAUCUUGCUGAGCAGACAGAUCAGAAAUGAACCUUACCACAGUUUUCUUUUUGACUGUAUUUUUUGAUAUUAUUCAUAAAAGAGAAAAGAACAAAUUAAGUAUCUGUAUUAUAUGUACAUAUUAAAGCACAGACGACAGGACUGAAGAGACCAAAAUCUGAAGAAAAUAUAGGUGGUAUUCAGACAACAGGGGCAAAAGGUUUUGAUUCUAGUCAUGGAACCUUCAGCUAAUUUAUUUUCCCUUUAACCACCAUUGUUUACAGGCUACAAGUCGUUGUGCUGAACAACCAUAUAGCGGUUAUGUGACACAUGUUGCAUAGUUUCAGUAUUUUUAAAUUGUAAACAAUGUGUGUGACUAACUGAUCUAACAACGGUGGUCUUUUUAUAUUUCUGAUUUAAAAGCUAAUAUUGUAAUCUACAUAUUUUUUAAAAAAUAUUUUGAUUUUUUUGUCAAAUAUAAUUUAAAGGAAUUAGUUAUAUGUUUUGCUUUCAUGCUGAGAGUUCCGUCAGAAGAUUGAUAUGACUCUCUAAAGUCGACUCUCUGAAAACAGGGGGAAACAGCAAGCCUGGCUUUGUCCAGCAUGUUAUGUCUCAGGCUGUUCUCAUGCACUGUUCGUACAUGUACGUAUGAAAAGUAAUGCACCAGAAGUCGCAUAUAUCCUAUGUAAUUGUGAAGGGUGUGAUUACAUGUCCAGUGCACUGAUGGGAAUAAAGAAGGAGGUAGUUUAAAGGCCAAAAUUCCACAUAAGAAGGCAGGUUGGGGUGGUGGAUAAGUCAAACAAACACAGGACUUUUCCCCAAGAGAUUGGUGUUUGUGUUUCAUAUGAAACCACAUUACUAAGUUAUUUUAAAGUACGUCAUUUCCAUAUUUCUUUUCCUUAACCAAACUUAUGUAACUUUAUGUUAAGGAUGCAAUGUGAUGAAUCCCGUCCAUGUUGCUGUUCCUAAGCCUAACUUAUGUAACUUUACUUUCCUAAACCUAAAUUAGAUACGCGGUUGCACUGCUGCCUAUGGGACGAGGGAGCCCAAAAAGAAAGUGGGCCCUCCAACUAUAUGUUCGGCAGAAAACAGGCCCUUGCAAUAGUUUAAACUGCCACCUAAGAAAUAUGGCUGUGUUAAAAAAACAACUCACAUUUAAUUAAAAAUUGUGUCGAGUGGUUUAUAUGCCUAUAUGACUAUGCCUUUAUAUGACUAUAAAUAAGUUAUAAAAACUGUUCAGUUAAAUGACUAAUUCCUUAUUUUCUUUGGUAUGUUUGUCCUAUAGAUAUAUGUAAUGAUGAUUUCCAGGUGAUAUGAAUGUUGGUGUUGUCAGGUCUCUGUUUGAUCAUGUGAUGAUAAGAUUACACUGUAGCUGGUUUAGGUGCCUUCAAUCAAAAUGUUUCCUGUGAAGAGGGUCUGUGGCUUUCUUUACAAACACGAUUUAAAACAUGUGAGUGCCUAAAAACAUCUUUAAUAUCCUUUAAGUUUCAGUGAAUAAUAUAUGCACUCCUCUUGGGUAUACUUUCACCCAUGUGAUUGUCUUUCUGGCUUAUUGUUUCAGCCUCUUGAUCCCUUUAGUUGGUAAAAUUUCCCAGAGGACUAUAAUCAUUUUCUUAGCUGUUCUCAAGUUCAUUUAUGCAUCAGAAUGGUUUGUGCAUUGAAGACAUUAAAGCUAUUAAAUUAUGCAAAAGUGGCACUGUAAUAUUAGGUUGUCAUUAGGGAAUAAAGGGAAUAAACUGC
Molecule: messenger RNA, 3278 nt
Organism: Epinephelus fuscoguttatus (brown-marbled grouper)
Lineage: Eukaryota; Metazoa; Chordata; Actinopteri; Perciformes; Serranidae
Product: chromosomal replication initiator protein DnaA-like
Exons: 5
Coding region: 638-1495 (285 amino acids)
Cellular component (GO): immunological synapse; membrane; tetraspanin-enriched microdomain
Source: RefSeq, a predicted model, not a curated record